AUGCAGAGCUUGAAACAGCCCCCCGAUCACCAUCCUCACAGUCCGGCUCUCCUGUCCUCAUGGCGCAGACGUUCCCCCGCAUCGGUCGCCUGCGUCCGACCUCUCCCCCUUCACCUUCAAUCCUCCGGCGGCUCUCCUUCCUUGCAUUCCUCCCCCGUGCUUGGCUCCAAGUACAACGAAUCAUACCCGGUGAAUUCUGCUUCUUCUGUCUCCUCGGUCUCCAUCCCCUCGACCCCGACCAGCUUGCGCUCUCGAAGCCCCAGCAUCUCGUCCUUGGAAACAAUUCCCGACAUCCCAGAUGCCGAGAAUGAGGCUCUGGAAGAAGAUCGCAUUGCCGAGUUGAAAGCCGCGGCAGACGCAGCCGAUGCGGCCAGCAAUGCGAACCGGCGCCGCGGAGCAUCUGAUGUGCCCGGCUCAUUUACCACAAUGCGAGGGGGAACUGGCACAUACGCACCCCGCAACGACAAGCGGAAGCGAUGGAGUGUCUGCGGUGCCGAACGACGGCAGGAUCUCGACCUAGAGACCAUUUGGGAGGAUUAA
Molecule: messenger RNA, 540 nt
Organism: Penicillium canescens
Lineage: Eukaryota; Fungi; Ascomycota; Eurotiomycetes; Eurotiales; Aspergillaceae
Exons: 1
Coding region: 1-540 (179 amino acids)
Source: RefSeq, a predicted model, not a curated record